Geodia barretti is the source of this 2903-nucleotide messenger RNA. NCBI's taxonomy places the organism in Eukaryota, Metazoa, Porifera, Demospongiae, Tetractinellida, Geodiidae. The record is from the annotation of a GenBank genome assembly.
AUUUUUAAUUUACUUGUCUCCACUCAUUUUUAUAUACUACUACGUAUUAUCUCUGUGGAAGGGGGCAAGCCCCUAUAAAAUGCCUGUUGUCGUCACGGAAAUUAUAUGCAUACGAUGUUUCAUCUCCAUGUGUGCUGCCGUUAGCAAGUUUGAGGAGUAAAAGUGCCUGAGGCUAUUUGUUGUUGUGGUCGUCAUGGAAACGAUGUUACACACAGUGCGUACCAAGUUUCAUCUCCAUGCGUGGUACCGUUAGCGAGUUUGAGGAGUGAAGAAGUAACUGUGCCUGAGGCUUUGUUGUUGUGGUCGUCAUAGAAACGAUGUAAUACACAUGCGCACCAAGUUUCACCUCCAUGCAUGCUAUAGUUAGCGAGUUUGAGGAGUGAAGAAGUAAUAUUAAAGAAUAUUGCCUGAGGCUUUUUCACCCAAUAUGCGGUCGUCAUGGUGACAUGUAAUGAUAUAUAAGGCAUACAUACCAAGUUUCAUCUCUAUGUGUGCUACCAUUGGAAAGGUUGAGAAGUGAAGAAGUAAAUUUAAAGAAAAGUGCCUUAUGCUACUUAUUGUUGUUUACAAACAUGUGUUGUUGUGAUUUUAAAGUUGGUGAUUGAAUACAUUAUGUGUACAAAGUUUCGUUCACAUAGCUCUUACCAGCGGUUCUUUCUCACGAAAAACCAGGUACUCGGUCUUCUAGCAGGUAGCGGUGCAUGACUACGGAGACCUAGCUUGCUCUGGCUACAGCUCCAGCGCAAGCGCACACUAGCUGUAUGAAAAAGCGCGCAGCGACCCCGCCUACUCUUGCGUGACAGCUAGCCGGCAGAGCCGACAAGCGUCUCUCUUUCACUCUGUUAGCUUGCCUGCAGUUAGGGAUGCUGCGUCUCGAGCUAGCUACACUUUCUAUGCAGAGCUGAUUAGCGUCUUCUUGAAUUUUCUGUGUUGUGAGCCAUGUUUCUGCAUACGAUCACAGUGGAAUGUGCCUCGGGGAAGAUUCCUAUAUGUAGAAGUCCGCUGAUCAGUCAGCGGAAUACUAAGUGAAAUAGUAUUCCUCUGAUUGACCAAUCAGAUUUCAGAACUCACUAAAGCCUGGCUCUAAUUGUGAGUUAUACUGACACAUGUGAUCCCAUUAUAAUGUAUUGCCCGGGGCUAUUUGUUGUUGUUUACAAAGAAAUAAGUAUGACCAGUCUCUUCGGGUGACGGAUAUACAAGAUUUCAUUACUUUAUGUUGUUUCGUUUUUGAGUUACGCGAGUUCAAUCUGAAGAAGAAGAAGAAGGAGAAGAAGAAGAUGAACAAAACUCCCUAUCAUAACCCCAUACAUCUAUGAUGCUAGGUACCAUGUCAAUCCCUAUAUAUACUAAGUACUACCGUACUUAGUGAUAACCAGCGACCAGUGUGCGUAUUUGCCAUACCAAUUAGAAUGUUCUUGUCGUCACACUUGCCAGAGUCUCUUACAACACACUAUAUAGCAAAGAUCUGUUCCUGUUAGCUAUAUAGCUACGUUAAAGGGUGCAAAGGGGCUAAAUUUAGAAACGUUAUUAAGGAAAGAACAAAACAAUAGCGCCCAGUGCAAAAAUGCUAUAAUUUCCCGUCUUUAGCAACAUUUUAGCCCUUUUAUUUAACAUUUCAAUCCCCUCUGUGGCACGAGGUACCAAGUGUUAAAACAGAGUGUGUAGAUGUGAGUGAUCUGCCAGCAGUGGAAGCAGUGGUGAAGGGAGCAGGACCCAUCCACCUCCUGGUCAAUAAUGCCGGAGUCACUCAACUACUGAGUGUUCUGGACACCACUCCUGAUGCCUAUGAUAGAAUCAUGUCUGUGAAUCUCAAGGCACCAGUUUUCUUAUCUCAGUAUGUAGCUCGUGGAAUGGUGGAGAGGGGAGAUGGAGGAGCGAUAGUCAAUGUGUCUAGUGUGGCGUCCAGCGUUGCCCUCACUGACCAUCUCGCCUACUGCACUUCUAAAGCUGGUAUGGACAUGGCCACCAAAGUGAUGGCUCUUGAACUGGGUCCACACAAGAUCCGCGUGAAUGCGGUGAACCCUACAGUGGUAAUGACAGACAUGGGGAAGAUGGCCUGGUCUGAUCCAGUCAAGAGUAGCAAUGCCAUGACCCAGAUCCCUCUCGGCAGAUUUGCUGGUAUAUAUACUGACCCUACACUGAGUGUCCAUUUGGCAUUUGGCAGAAGGCUGCCUGGGAAAGAGGCAUUGGUUACGGCACUUUGUGUAGGAAGGUUAUGUUUUCUAGUUUUAUCUCACUCGCUUCCAUUAAACUAUUACUUGACACCAUAAUUCAAUUUUACCAUGGUAAAAAUCCAUAUUGCAUCCUACAAUGAUCUGUCUUUCAGAAGAGGCUGAUGUUGUGAAUGCCAUUGUGUUCCUGCUGAGUGACCAGAGCUCCAUGUUGAGUGGAGUUACCCUCCCUGUGGAUGGUGGACGACUUGUCCACUGAGCCAUCCAUUAUAUAAUUAUAGCUACCACUCUUGUAGUUUGUUAAGAAAAUCAUGUGAAUUGUUAAAGUGACAAUCAUGGGUGGUGCAGGAAGUAGUUUCAUGGCACGAUAUUAAAUGUCUUUCGUAAUGGGCAAUGCUAGUACCUUGUAUUCGUAAUUAAUGCAUAGACGACAUGUGGCAAGGGUGAAAGGUUAUGGCAUGACCUAACUAUUCCAGUGGAAUAAAAGUAGCAGGCAAUUGUAAAUCCCUUUUUUAUUUAGUAUUUGGUGAUUUUAACCCUCAAUGUGUAUGUGCCAUACUUGGUCUGACUGUGUGCGUGUUAGUCUCUCACAGGCCAGACCCAUACGAUGGCCUCUGAGUGGCACCAUGCUACAAAACCAGAGUAGCUGGGGCUGCUACACGCUGGAGGCCUAGUUUUGUAGCUAUCUUCAGCAUAGCUACGGGAAAUUUCCUAUUUUAUUACUGAGAGGAG